This is a messenger RNA of Penicillium daleae, 1899 nucleotides long. RefSeq lists its product as uncharacterized. Gene Ontology annotation, molecular function: protein binding. The record is from RefSeq and is a predicted model, not a curated record. The coding region runs from base 1 to 1899 and encodes 632 amino acids. NCBI's taxonomy places the organism in Eukaryota, Fungi, Ascomycota, Eurotiomycetes, Eurotiales, Aspergillaceae. The transcript has 4 exons.
AUGCUUGAGGAUCUCCCGACCGAGCUCCUGGAGGAUAUUGCCGAGUGGUUACCACCGCUUGCUAUUCGAUCCCUCAGCCACGUCUCCUCAAAGCUUUACCGUGCUCUAGUCCCUCGGAUUUACCGUGUGGUCAAGUUUCGUGCUGCGAGUGAAUGGGCCUUAAAUGUGCUUAACAUCGAUAAGUUCUUCAUCCAACACUCCAAAAGUACCGGUCACCUUCUACACACCCGCCACUUGAAAAUUGACGCCCCGAUCCAUCUUACUCGGUUCAACCGCUGUGCGGCAUUCAACAUCUUCCGGGCGGUUGGGUUGGCCGCGGAUCCUUUCUCGAGCAUUGGAACUCCUGACAAUGCGAAGGCCCAUCAGCAGUUCUUGGGGGAUAUUGGGGAUCAGGUUGGCUUGGCCUUUGGACACCUCAGUCCUGGUCUCCUUCGAUCAUUCACGUGGCGCCUGGGUACCUGCCUACCAGCCGGCGUGUUGGAUAAGGAGGGAUACCUGAUCCGGUAUCAGGCAAAUCUUGUCCACCUUUCGUUGGUCACAGACGGCUCCUGCUCUCACGCUGCGGGCCAUUUAGGUGGUCUGUGCCGACUGUCCUCCCUGGAGGCCAUCGAAUGGGAAGGUAUACAGCAUUCGAGUGAGAUUGAGCUACUGCAAAAAUGCAUCCGUCGAAAUCAAAGGCGAUUGAAAACUCUUUCAAUUGGCUUCAGCGCAUCGGCUGGUAGACCAGAUUUCUCCCAUCGAGUACUUGGGCAGCAAGGGUCCACGCUCGCGACCACAACAGCCAUGGUGGGCCCUAUCCCCACAAUUUUGCCCUCUCUCACAGACCUGGUGCUUUCCAAGGCAUAUCUGCAGAGAAGCCCGCAACCGACCGCUUUGUCAACUUUUGCUGGGUUAAGAUCCUUGAAGUUGCGUGACUGUGUAAACUCCUGCGAGUUUUUGGGAGCGCUGUCGCGCUUGCAGAAUAAACUUCAAUUGCGGCUAUUUGAGCUCUGCUUCGACAAUCUCCCAGUUGACCCGAACAAGGCAAAUUUGGAACCGGUUAUUGCCUUUUUACUUUCCUUCCAAGGCUUACAACAUCUCUAUUUGAAACUUUCCAACUUUUCACAUACCCACCAAAUCGGAGAUGUGAUCCGACAUCACAGUCGCACCCUGGAGACCCUUGUGUUUCACGAGAAGCAACUCGCUCCGAUCGAUAAUGAGAGACUGUGGUGGGAUACUCGAGACUUCUGUUCAUCAUGGCUAUUCGAUGGAGCCGAGCUGAGGCAUCUCGAUCGACUUUCUGCCUUGGCCCUGUGCGCAAACACAUCUUUCGUGCGAGAGAGCCUUGAGCCGGGCUCGCAAGCUUCCCAUCUCCAAGUGCUUCAUAUUAGACUUACAGGCGUAGACCAUCUCCAUCGAGACAUUCAAUCGGAAAUCAUCUCGCAGAUUUGGACCGAAGAUGACGCGGGCAGGGAAUGCCCGUGCGGUUGCUGGAGCGAGUUGACGAGACGAACGUCUCAUCCUGAUUGUGAUUUUGACUUUGCGACUCUCUGGGAAGAACAAUCUGUCGAGCCUUCAGGAUCGGAGGCCUUCUGCAGUGAGUCAGCUGAGAUCAAAGAAGUUUUGAACUUUGCGGACUGGGCUUUCGGCCCAAAUGGGUUACCCGGGCUAGAGAUUCUAGCAUUCGGAGACUUUUCUUACGAGGAGCGAUACCAGAAGCAGCGGUUUCUGGCGCGCCGGAAACGCUCGAUCCGUUUCCUUCCUAAUCACUGCCCCGAGACCCGUAAACAUUACGGCUGGAAUUUUUGCAUUGGUGAUAUAGACGAUGCAUCUCUUUGGAGCAAUGUUGGUUGGAACGGUAGUAAAUUUCUCUCGGCCUGCCCUGAUGGCGGUCCAAUGGAGUCGCCCGACGAGUGGUGA